AUGUCAUCACGCAAGGCCCCUACCUGGACUGGUAACUCCAAUUACAGGGAGUACCCUUUGCCCGAAGGGUUUGUGUGCCAUAUGGAUGGGAAGUGGCGCCCCGUCACGAAGUUUAGUAAGAACCAGCUAAAGAAAUGGCACAACAAGAAGCGAUCUCCCAACGCCCAUGUAACUCCCUCCAACGCAGGCCUCAUUUGCCGCGAUCAUUCUGGAGAGCCGGCCUUGCAACUUCAGUGCAAUGGACCCUGUGGCCAGCAGAAGAUCCGUGACAAGUUCUCACGUUCACAGCGUCGCAAUAAGCUCCGCUGGUGCUCCGCAUGUGUCCGCUGGCAGCUACUCCAGGGCACUGAAGAUAUCCCCAGCGCUACUCCUGGAGGCAUCAAUGACUCUUCUAGUGAGAUCGAGGGUGCUACUAACGCUGCCCACACUGUAUCGUACGUACUCGAUGACGAAGCGGUCGCCGAUUACGGUGCGUAUAACGACGGCGACAACGAUUCAACGGCAACCGACAAUGAAGAUGAUGAUGCUGCUUCUGGCACGGGUCAUUACUUCGACGGGGACAGUGACGGCUUCGAUGGAUCAUACGACGAUGACGAUGACGAUGACGAUGAUGAGAUCGUGCGAGUAUCCAAUCUGGACAAUGGCGAUGAUGGGCUGGCUAAGGGCAUGGUUUCUAUGACCUUGUCGUCUCACCAGCCUGUUUCGCAACCAGCCCAGGCCGCUACGCAUGCGACUGCAACAGCAUCUGGCAUGUACCACGAGCAACGCCCUGCUCAGACUCAGCCGAGAUCCUUUGCGAAUGUUGCUGCGGGCCGUUCGCAAACCUCCCCCGGCACUUUGACCACACAAGCUUCUACGGAGCCUUCCCGCGCGCCUUCUGUUGCAGAUCGGGCUGCUGACUGGGUUCCUCCUCAUCUGCUAGCCAGCGAGAACAUCAACACUCUGAGAGAUGCCGGACUGAGCAACCGACAUUUCCCUGGCGCUGCUCAAGUUAUGACGUCUGCUGGUGGUGACAAGCCGAUUCCUCCUCAUCUGAGAGGUUUGAACGGUGUACCGCCUCAUCUCAGGGCCGCGACCCCUUUGUCGUCGAGCUCCAACCAGUCGAGAAUUCCAAGUCACACAGAUGGCUCGGUGUCAGGCCAUUCCAGUAUUACAGCACAUACCCGGGCGAAUGUUUCCGACUUUCUCACAGGAAGCACGCCCACAGCAUCCGCCCCAUCUACGGACUCUCGGGCGGGCGUGCCAACGAUGUCGAUGAACUCCGUCGUGAGCCAAUCACGUCAGGGUCCUACCGCGCAGAGUUUCAACGCCUUUGACCCGCAGGGUAACGCCCAUCCCCGUAUUGCAAACCGUGGAACGUCUACCGCAGGAUCAACUCCGGCGUCUGCGAGGGCUACCCAGGGAAUGCCAGGCAAGCGAUCUGACAAGAACGGAUGGGCUCGACCUUCGCGACGUAAACAAUUCGACCAGCUCUACAGGGAGCAAGCUCGAGAGGGUGUCGAACACCAUGAAACGUAUUACUCUGGAUCAGAUGACGAGAUGUAG
This is a messenger RNA of Neoarthrinium moseri, 1545 nucleotides long. RefSeq lists its product as uncharacterized. The transcript is spliced from 6 exons. The record is from RefSeq and is a predicted model, not a curated record. Lineage: Eukaryota; Fungi; Ascomycota; Sordariomycetes; Amphisphaeriales; Apiosporaceae. Bases 1 to 1545 code for a protein of 514 amino acids.